AUGGUAUUUCUUCAUUGGAUUCAGCGAUGUACACCGGGAGUGUCUACCCUGGCGAUUAUCUUCCUCCUCGGAGGUUUCAAUUCGAGGUUCUUCACAGGAGACCGACAAGAGAUGACCAAUGACACGCGUCUUGGGAGAGAUCGCAUCACCUUCUCAGAGGGCUUUUUCAUUCUCUACACAGUCUUCCUUCACAUUGUCAUCACAACUGUCCCUCUUCGUAUUUUCCGUGGGGCACGACUAGCUACACAUGAGAUACAAGCGGCACUCAAAGCAUCUCAACUAGAGUCGGAUCAGCCUGAAAGUCUUCAGAAUAGCAGCCAUCAGUCAAUUCCUUCAGAGCUGAUCCACGUCUCCAUAAUUCCUUCCUACAAGGAAUCAAUCGAAACUUUGCAAGACACGCUGAGAGUCCUCGCAAGCCAUCGAAUGGCAAGAAAUACUUAUGACAUAUUUCUUGCCAUGGAAGAAAGAGACCCACAGGCUGUUGGAGUCGCUGAAGCACUAGUCUCCAAGUAUGGCGCUUCCUUUUUGGACAUUCAAUAUUCCGUGCACCCCUCAGAUAUACCUGAUGAAAGUCAAGGCAAGAGUGCAAAUGUCGCAUGGGCUGCUAAGGCUGUCGAGAAGAAGUACUUGGGCCGGCCGAUCUUCCAAGACGUUCUUGUCACAGCCAUGGACAGUGACACCCAUCUCCUUGAGACAUAUUACUCGCUGAUCCAAAAGCGCCAUUUGACGUUGCGACAACAGUCAGACCUGGCACCAGUGACAUUAUAUACUGUACCUAUUGUCUUUGACAGAAACGCACAUUUGGUGCCUAGACUUGUCCGCGCGACUGACUUGGGUUGGUCCUGUGCUGGCCUAGCAUGCUACAAGCGGCCCGGCGACUAUGAUGGCAUUGUCUUUCCCACGUCGGUCUACACGUUGCCGCUCAGCCUCGUGUCCUCAAUUGGCGGCUGGGAUACUGGACCAGGCGCUAUUGGUGAAGACAUGCACAUGAUGCUCAAGUGCUAUUUUGCAACAAAGGGCAACCUCAACAUUGAAUCCAUUGCAAGUCCUGCAAGCAUGUCCAAUGUCACAAGCGGCUCCACAGGCUUGAUCGGUUGGCUUCGCAACCACAAAGCUCGCUAUUCCCAAGGUCUUCGCCAUAUGUGGGGAUGCCUGGAUGCAGGCUACGCUCUACAGAAGUUCUGUCAAAUGGGUUUGCCGUCUCUCUAUGGUAAUGCCGUCUAUAAAUUGGACAAGAAGAAUGCCAAAAUCGGAACUAAUCUAGGCGUUGGAAAAGUAGAGGUGCGUGGCGGCAGAGUUCGUUCUGUGUGGCUCAGAAAUGCUGUGCUCUCCCUACGUCUCUUCGAAGCUCACUUGUUCCCUUUGCAUUUCUUAUGCAUCCUCGUCGCCUCAAACUCAUACUCCGAACAGCUGAGCUCUUCGAAUGCUAGUCCAAUCCUUGAGAUCGUUCUCAAGCUUACUGGAUACGCGCGGACUGCCAACUUUGUUCUGAUGGCUAUCUGCCUUUCUACUGCAUAUGCGAGUUUUCACAAGAGCGUUGGAGCCUGGGUAGCAUUCUAG
Molecule: messenger RNA, 1560 nt
Organism: Diaporthe amygdali
Lineage: Eukaryota; Fungi; Ascomycota; Sordariomycetes; Diaporthales; Diaporthaceae
Exons: 4
Coding region: 1-1560 (519 amino acids)
Source: RefSeq, a predicted model, not a curated record